Messenger RNA from Aspergillus homomorphus CBS 101889, 891 nucleotides. RefSeq lists its product as uncharacterized. The transcript has 3 exons. The record is from RefSeq and is a predicted model, not a curated record. NCBI's taxonomy places the organism in Eukaryota, Fungi, Ascomycota, Eurotiomycetes, Eurotiales, Aspergillaceae. The annotation marks the transcript as partial.
AUGGCAAGGAUAUCAGCAGCCAUUGAAGCGGCGGAUGCUGCGGGUCGCAUCCCCGCGGGGGUCAGCUUGGAAUACCUCGCACAGUCGCGGGAUCGUCCUGCGAAGAUCGCCAUCCUCUUCGGUUGUGCCUUGACCGCCGUCAUUGUCGCCGCGAGAUGCUAUGCGAGAAUUUUUUUCCUCAAGAGAUUUGGCAUGGACGACGCCUUGGCCGUCUUCACGUUGAUGCUGUACAUCACCGUCGUCGUUCUGGCCAUGAUCCUGAUCGACAUGGGCAGUGGUCGUCAUAUGGAGUACAUUCAGUAUGUUCUAUCGCUUUCGCGGGUGAAGGACACCGAGGUCCUCGACUUCGUCAUGCACAUCCUGUAUACGACCGCACUGUUCAUCUGUCGUCUGUCCGGUCUGGCCUUUUACCAUCGGUUGGCCGCGCGACACGACAAAUUAUCGAAGGCGAUCAAGCUAUCCGCCCUCUUCCUCGUGCUCGCCUUCUUGGCCCAAUUUUUCCUGCUGUUGUUCCACUGCGUCCCGGUCACUGGUCUCUGGCCGUAUGAGUGGCAGCCGGGGGGCGACAAGUUCAAAUGCCUGAGCUGGGGAGACGUCUACUCGGUCAACUCCGGCUUGUCGCUGGUCUGCGAUCUGAUGAUGUUAAUUCUUCCGUCCAUGUUGAUCUACAUGCUGCACGUGUCCAGGCAAAGGAAAUUUCAGCUUGCACUGAUCAUGUUUCCGGGUGUGCUAGUCCUCGCUAUUUCCUGUGCGCGCAUCUACCUCGUGGCGGUCGGUCAAUGGUCUUCGGACGGCAGCUGGGCAUACGAUCCCAUGCUGGCCGUGGAAACGUCGGAAAUCGGCAGUACCCUGAUCGCACUGUCCAUUCCCGCCUUGAAGUCACUCUUUGGA